Molecule: messenger RNA, 1500 nt
Organism: Pseudophryne corroboree (corroboree frog)
Lineage: Eukaryota; Metazoa; Chordata; Amphibia; Anura; Myobatrachidae
Gene: POPDC1
Product: blood vessel epicardial substance
Exons: 8
Coding region: 206-1264 (352 amino acids)
Biological process (GO): regulation of membrane potential; striated muscle cell differentiation; heart development
Cellular component (GO): sarcolemma
Molecular function (GO): cAMP binding
Source: RefSeq, a predicted model, not a curated record
UGUCAGUCUCCAGUAGUCAGAGAGCUGCUGCUGCUGCUGCUGCGGGCGGGCGCUGCUGGGAAGGGGAGUGUGCGGCUCAGGGCUGAGUGCAGCAGCCGCCCCUCUGGAUGCCUAUUUUAGUAACAUCUCCCCGCCGGCCGCUCAGCAGCUCCUCACUGACAAACUUUUCCCGGACGCCCGCUCUGCACAGCCAGGUAUUUUGAAGAUGGCCACUGAAAGCAUUAUAACCAUUAUGCUCCCAAUGAAUUCUACAACUGAUAUUCGGAACAUGACACAUGAGGAAGAGGUGUGUGACCACUGGAGAGAUAUUCACCACUUGGUGUUCCAUAUGGCAAAUGCAUGCUUUGCAUUAGGACUGGUCAUUCCAACUACUCUAGGCCUUCAUAUGAUUUUCCUUCGCGCUAUGCUGGGUCUCGGAUGUGGUUUCUUUAUAAUUUGGGCGACCCUCUUCCGAUGUGGUUUGGACAUAAUGAUAUGGAAUAUAACGUUUCUGGUUCUCAAUUUUAUGCAUUUUAUAUACCUGGUGUACAAGAAAAGACCUAUAAAAAUAGAAAAAGAGCUGAAAGGUAUCUACCAUAAAAUGUUUGAACCACUACAUGUGCCUCCUGAAUUAUUUAACAGACUCACUGGCCAGUUUUGUAAUAUUCAGACACUACAGAAGGGCCUGACAUAUGCUGUAGAAGACAAGACAUCUGUUGAUGAUCGCUUAAGUAUACUGCUGAAAGGAAAGAUGAAGGUUUCCUAUAGAGGCCAUUUUCUUCAUAACAUUUAUCCCAAUGCUUAUAUUGAUUCUCCUGAAUUCCGAUCAACUGAAAUGGACAGAGGUGAAAAAUUUCAGGUUACAAUCACAGCAGAUGAUAACUGCGUGUUUCUCUGCUGGUCUAGAGAGAGGCUAACAUAUUUCCUGGAGUCUGAGCCAUUUCUUUAUGAAAUAUUUAAAUACUUGAUUGGUAAAGACAUUACAAAUAAGUUAUACUCCUUGAAUGACCCAACAUUAAGUGACAAGAUAGCAAAGAAAAUGGACCGACAGUCUAGUCUUUGCUCUCAGCUAUCUGUCAUGCAGAUGAGGAACAGUAUGGCCAGCUCUAGUGACAGUGAGGAUGGUUUGCAUAGCUUUCUACGAGGAACAUCAACUGCCUCUUCUCUGCGUCACUCUCCUUGCCUGAGAGCUUCUGCUAAGAUGAAGCCAAUUGAAGAAGGAGUUGAAGAUGACGUCUUUGAGCCAACAUAUCAACUCGCACCUAUGAUCCAAAGGUUGCCAUAAGCACACAAAUGACCAAACUACCGAGAAGGAAAAUGUUGCCUGGAGGAGCAAAUAACCUCAAACAAUUCCUGUGUGACCAGUUUAUAAACAGAAUUUCUUUAUCUUCCAUAUAAGAUGUUUUAUUUGCAGACUGUACCAUGUUCAGAAAAUGAGAUUUGAUAAAAUUAGAUGAGUGUUUGUACCCACUUGGAAAACUUUGAAUUUCACAAAUCAAAGAAGCUUGUUUUUCAUUUUAA